AUGGCUCUUAAGGCAAUGUCAAUGCUCUCCAAAGGAAAGAAGAAUAUUGAUGCGAUGAUAAUCAAUGUCAAUUCACCGGAUGCACAUUGUUUUGAACUCUUGGUCCAAGCUGCGGCCUUGAAUAUAGUCUCACUCUUUGUAUGUGAUGAACACAAUGAAGUCUUAGCAAAAAAGGCUUUUGACAAUGGAGCUUACCUUUACAUCAAAAAGCCACUUGAUGAAGUAAUUGUGAAACACUUGUGGCAAUUUGUAUUGAGGGAAAAAAUACAAAGAGAGAAACUGAUAAAAGGACAAGCAGGAAAGGAGAAUAUGCCUAUUACUACUGAGGAACGGAGCAAUAAUAUUCAUAAGACUGAAAAAGAUGGAAAAUACAAGUUGAAAAGGAAAAGAGACACAAAAAGUACAAAAGAGAUUAAUGAAGGAGAAAGUCAAAGCAGUGCUAUUAAUAAGACGGUUACGCAUAAGAGCUGCAUAGUAUGGAAUGAUGAUCUCCAUUUCAAAUUCACGGAAGCUAUAGAACAACUUGGUGAAGGAAGAUGUUACCCGACAGAUAUUCUUAAAGUGAUGAACGUGCCCGGUCUUACCAAAAAACAAGUUUCUAGCCAUCUUCAGAAAUGGCGUAGGAAUUCGAGACCUCAGAAAGAGCGAAGAUAUAUUCAUCGAGGAUCCUCAAGUGGUUCUCAACAAAAAAAUAGCUAUAACACAUCAUUAGAAAGAAAGAAAAGAAAUAGUUGUAAAAGUUUUGGAAGAAUGCCUCGUCUUCAAACAAAUAUUCCAAAUCAAAUCCAUAAAGGCCCAGAGUUUCCACCGAUACUUAAUACCAAUAACAUUUAUGCAAGUUCAACUCAACAACAGUUUCAUCACUCACAAUUUCAGGUUCAACCCCACUACCUCAACCCAUUUUUGUCGGUCCAAAACGCUGCUGGCAGUGGGAUACAACAGCACAACCUGUUAUUUGGAAUGUUGGGUUCAGAAAACCCAAGUUUUGGGAGAACUAAUUAUAGAUCUGGUCUGGCGUUUAAUAGUGGGGAUCAUCAUAAUUACGGUAUGGAUCAUCAUACUCAAAAUGAUUGUAGCACAAUGACUCCUGAUGUAAAUGUUGGAACAAUGAUAAUAAAUGGAUUGGGUGCCACAAAUGCUAAUUUUCAGCAAUAUACUGGUGAACAAAACAUGUUUGAUCUGAAUAGUAUCAUCAGGACUUCAGAUGUGAAUGAUAUUGAAGGAAGAGAUUCAAAUGCAUUGGAAGAUUGUGAUGCGUAUUUCAAUUUCAAUAAUAUGGAUGAUCUGCUCCAAAAUCCUCAAUCUCCAAGUGCUAUCCCACCUAAUGAACAUGACAGUGACAACAACAUCGAGUAUCCAGCUUCCAAGAAUAGCAAGCUUCCUGAUGAAUAA
Messenger RNA from Solanum dulcamara, 1392 nucleotides. RefSeq names its product two-component response regulator ARR18-like. Gene Ontology annotation, biological process: phosphorelay signal transduction system; regulation of DNA-templated transcription. Gene Ontology annotation, cellular component: nucleus. Gene Ontology annotation, molecular function: DNA binding; DNA-binding transcription factor activity. Lineage: Eukaryota; Viridiplantae; Streptophyta; Magnoliopsida; Solanales; Solanaceae. The coding region runs from base 1 to 1392 and encodes 463 amino acids. The record is from RefSeq and is a predicted model, not a curated record. The transcript is spliced from 5 exons.